Messenger RNA from Clupea harengus (Atlantic herring), 1569 nucleotides. RefSeq names its product serine incorporator 2, like (gene serinc2l). The record is from RefSeq and is a predicted model, not a curated record. Gene Ontology annotation, cellular component: membrane. Lineage: Eukaryota; Metazoa; Chordata; Actinopteri; Clupeiformes; Clupeidae.
GUCUCAUGCGGUCACGGGGAUGCACACAUACACCUGGCAUAGUGUCAAACUGGUCAGACACCUGACGCUUGGUGCGUGUUUCUUCGCCGAUUUAUUGGGAGAUAUUGAUCAAAUCCGUUAGAAGAUGGGGGCGUGUCUGGCUUUAUGUUCACUUGCCAGCUGUGCCUCGUGUCUGUGCGGCUCUGCGCCGUGCCUGCUGUGUGGCUGCUGCCCCUCCUCCAACAGCUCCACCAUCACCCGGCUCGUCUUCUCCUUCUUCCUGCUCCUGGGGACAGUAGUGUCCAUCAUCAUGAUACUGCCAGGCAUGGAGGCUGAGCUACAGAAGAUUCCAGGUUUUUGUCAAGGAGGCACCUCUAUACCUGGUCUAGAGAAUCAAGUGAACUGUGAUGUCAUUGUGGGCUAUAAGUCAGUGUACCGGAUGUGCUUUGCCAUGGCUUGCUUUUUCUUCUUCUUCUCCGUCCUCAUGAUCCGGGUGCGCAGUAGCAAAGACCCCCGUGCUGUCGUCCAGAAUGGAUUCUGGUUCUUUAAGUUCCUGAUCCUGAUCGGAAUCACUGUGGGUGCAUUCUUCAUCCCAGAUGGAACCUUCAACAAUGUGUGGUUCUACUUCGGCGUCGUGGGCUCCUUCAUGUUCAUCCUCAUCCAGCUGAUCCUGCUCAUAGACUUCGCUCACUCUUGGAACGAGAUCUGGGUGCGCAAUGCAGAGGAGGGCAACAGCAAGGGCUGGUAUGCAGGUCUCCUCGUCUUCACCGUUCUCCACUACGCGCUGUCCUUCGCCUCGGUGGUGUUGUUCUAUGUGUACUACACCAAGCCUGAGGGCUGCACCGAGCACAAGGUCUUUAUCAGCCUCAACCUCAUCUUCAGCGUCGUCGUGUCCAUCGUCUCCAUCCUGCCCAAAGUUCAGGAGUGUUCCCCUCAGAGCGGCCUCCUCCAGUCCUCUAUCAUCACCCUCUACACCAUGUACGUCACCUGGUCGGCCAUGACCAACAACCCCAACCGUGAGUGCAACCCCAGUCUGCUGAGCUUGGUGUCUAACGUAAACGCCACUGAACCCUUCCCUACCAGCGCCCCUGGACAGGUGCAGUGGUGGGACGCGCAAGGCAUUGUGGGAUUGGUCAUCUUUCUCUUCUGCACGUUCUACGCAAGUAUCCGCUCAUCCAGUAAUGCUCAGGUGAAUAAGCUGAUGCAGACAGAGGAGGGCCAGGGCUCCGGCGGGGAGGUGGUGGUGGGCGAGGAUGGCCUGAAGCAUGCCGUGGACAACGAGGAGGAGGCUGUCACCUAUAGCUACUCCUUCUUCCACUUCCACCUCUUUCUCGCCUCCCUCUACAUCAUGAUGACCCUCACCAACUGGUACAGUCCGGACACUAAGACCCAUGUGAUGCAGAGCAACAUGCCAGCGGUUUGGGUGAAGAUCUGCUCCAGCUGGCUCGGCCUGGGCCUUUACCUGUGGACGCUCAUCGCUCCGCUGAUCUUGUCCGACCGUGACUUCAGCUGAGCUGUGUCUGUCUGUCUGUCUGUGUGUGUGUGUGUGUGUGUGUGUGUGUGUGUGUGUGUGUGUGUGUGUGUGUGUGU